AUGCUAUGGUUCUGCGUCUUCCACAAUCUUUGUCUCAUUUCCGAGCUCAGCUACGUGUUCUUGAAUAAUUUUACUUCCCAACAUGGUUGGAUUCUCGAGGAUUGCCUUCGCGUGUCAAUCCCGCAUCUCUUUGUCUCAUCUGUUCAAACGGUGCUGUCCGUCUCGAUCUCUCUCGAUCUCCUCAUUGCCCUUCUAUGGCCUUUUCAACAUCGUUUCUACUCACUAAAGCGCUACGUGUCCCUUUUUCUCUUGCCCGCCUUCAUCUACGCGCUGAUCACGAUCUGUUGGGCGGUGAUCGAUAAAAAUAAAGAUAAACUUUCUUGGUGCAACGGCGCACUCGCGCUCACCGGUUCCUCCUUAAUUUGGUGGCUUUACUCAAAUGUCAGCCUCAAUUGCGUAAACGUUAUCGUCUACGGUGCAUUGUAUAUAUUAAUCGCAAGAAAUGGCACACAAGCCGAUCGAAUCCGUCGUACCUACUCGGAUGAGAGUCGAAAUCGCGGAGGUGGUAAGGCGAAGACCACUGAAAAAAAGGUGCUUCGCAGUCUCUCAGUUCUCCUUGCCGUCUACCUCUUUUCCUGGUUUUCCUAUAUCAUCGGGAUCACCAUCGUUCGCGAUCUUCCCCUAUCCCAAAAACGUUCCCAACUACUGCAAAGCUAUUCAGUGAUUCUCGCACUAAUUUGCUAUUCUCAGAACUACUACGUGAUGUUCAUCCUCUCAAAUACUUACAGAAGAGCUUUCAUGGAACAACUCUACAUAUUGAUUUGCAAAGACGUUCCGGAAAAGUACUGGCCGAUGUCGGUGACCGCCUCUCGGAGAGCUUCUCAGAAUUGGCAAAAGGCUCGCUCGGAAGCGCUGGCAGCCACCGGUGGUUCUCUGCAUUCCUCACAA
Messenger RNA from Mesorhabditis belari, 888 nucleotides. Lineage: Eukaryota; Metazoa; Nematoda; Chromadorea; Rhabditida; Rhabditidae. The record is from the annotation of a GenBank genome assembly.